This is a messenger RNA of Stylonychia lemnae, 1776 nucleotides long. The record is from the annotation of a GenBank genome assembly. NCBI's taxonomy places the organism in Eukaryota, Ciliophora, Spirotrichea, Sporadotrichida, Oxytrichidae.
AUGAUUCUGCAAAUUCUGCGAUUCUGUGGGUGCAAAAAUGCACUCAACCCUAUGACCUACUAGGCAGAAAACUCCUAAUCACAUAACGAUUCCCUCUAAACUUAGAACAAAAUAGUCAACAAGCAGUUCGAAACAAGAGCGAUGAUCAGGAUAGGAGAGAUAACAAAGUUAAGAAAGGAAGACAAGAUUCCUCACCUUGAGAUCACAGUUGAAAUGGAAAAUGAUAAAAUUAACCCAGACAUCCACUUCAUCUACUUACAUCAGGUACAAGAUAAAAAGAAAGACUAGGAGAUUGAUGAUAAAAAAAUAUACAGGGUGGAGAAGAUGGAACUUGCAGAAAACAUUGGCAGAGGCUAUAUCAAAAUAGACUUUGACAGAUCUAGGAGGUACAAAGUGUUUCUGUUAAGAUCACCAUAGUUUGAAGGAAAGAAAAAGCAGUAGAAUAAAGAGAAUGAACCCAAUAGCUCAAAUAGAAUAAUGACAAACUUUCAACUCAGCAGUAGCUAUGAAAUACUUGCAUAAACUCCCUCCUUUUCUAUUUAGCCUGCAAAUAACAAAAAACCCACUCAAGAGUAGACAUCAGAAAAUACAAGAUAAGUUGAAACUUGUGUAAUGUCAUCUAAUGAUACUAACAUCAACACACUUGGAAUUCAACAAGUGACUUAAAUCUAAGUCGAGCCACAGCCGUAUGAAUAUAAGAAUGUGAAUUCAGAAUAAUUCAUUAGUCCCUAUAAGAAUCAAGAGUCUAGUUCUGCUAAAAAGAAUUAGCAGCUUAAUGAAUCUGGAGACUCUAUCCUUAUGUCACCACUAAUAUCAGUGAAUCAGGGGAGUCUGAGUAAUAUUGCUAAUAACAUAUCUACCUCUUAGAUUUAAUAGUAAUUACUCCAACCUGCAGUCAACUCUUCAAUUCUGAGAAACUACAAUCCCUAGACAAGAACUUACUUCAAAUGCUCAAUCUACAGUCCUUCUAAUAGACUUUACACUGUUGAUGAAGUAAAUUCCACCUUCUCAGCUGAGUAAUUCAUGAAUCAAAGUUAGUCAAAGCAGCAAUCAUAGAGAGCUACAUUUUUCUCAAAUAACAUCAGAUAGAGUGUCGGAGGCUAGUCCAAUUUGUAACAGUAAUAUUAGUCAUGGAUUGGCUAGUAAAGAAAUUCUCAUUCAGGCACUUUUGCCAACAACACUUCCUAGAUAAAUAACUUAUCUCACAGUCCUAACAAUGACACAUUAAGUCCACAUUCUUCUUCUCGCUCUGAUAACUUGCAAAUUGACAAAACAUACAACAUAGAUGACAGCUAAAGCAGCAAUUCCGCGUCAAGGAAGAAGAAAAGAGAAAGCUUAGAUCGAUCAAUAAUUUUUCUUCAAAAUACUGGGGGAGGAAGUGGAGGAACCACUGACAGUAAUCCCUUCACUGUCAAUGUAUCAACCUUAAAGCAGAAAACUAAAGGAGAAGCCAAGUAUAAGUAGUUGUCUAGUGUCGAAAGAGAUAAGCUUUCAAAGGGCAGAGAAUCUGCACCUAUGUAUUAGGAUUCAAGAGGCACUAUUGGUAGUCUAGAAACAGAUCAAAGCUCACAAAUGCGACCAAGUAAUCUUAAAUCAAGUCUGAAACUAACCUCAAACUCAAGAAUGAGCUACAGAAAUUCUAAUGCUUCUAAGUUAACUACCUAUAAUAGAACUUCAUUUCUUAAUCAAGAAAUUAUGAAUGGCAAUAUGCAGCCUGUUAGAAAUAGUACUGUUAACAAUUAAGGCAGUCAGAGAAGAUCGCAGCUUAAGAAAUGA